Molecule: messenger RNA, 624 nt
Organism: Cutaneotrichosporon oleaginosum
Lineage: Eukaryota; Fungi; Basidiomycota; Tremellomycetes; Trichosporonales; Trichosporonaceae
Source: RefSeq, a predicted model, not a curated record
AUGGGCCUCCCCACCUCCCUCUCGUUCCUGCGUACAGGCACCGGCGACCAGACGCUGGAUGUAUACCUCGAGCCCCUCUGCCCGUUCUCGUACAAAAUGGCCAAGUCGCUCGAGGCGAAUGUCCUCCCCCAUGUGCGGGAGGGCGGCAAGUACCAUGGCAAGCUGCAGCUCGUGGUGCGCAUUUAUGCGCAGCCUUUCCACUACUUCUCCGCAUUCCCCUGCGAAGCCAUCCUCGUCUUCUGCAACCAACACCCCGACCUCUUCUGGGAGUACCUCAUGGCCGCCUUCGCCAUCCAAGACGCCUGGUUCAACAAAGAGGUCAAAGACAAGACCCCGCUGCAGUGCCAGCAAGCGUACGUCGACGUGGCCCUCGACAUCCUCGACAAGCACGGCCGCCUGCCCGCCGGGCCGCGCUCCAAGGCCGCCGGCGAGUGGAUCGACAAGCUCCAGGUCCACGACAAGGCGAAUGGCGGGAGCUCCAUGUUCAUGGACCUCAAGUAUCUCGCGCGCGAGGGGCGCCAGAACGGCAUCCACUUCACGCCGACUGUGCUCCUCAACGGCCUCGAGGACGGCACUGUGUCGUCGUCGUUCGGCAAGGACGACUGGGACAAGUACCUUGCGUAA